AUGCAAUCUUUAUCCGAUAUCAAUUCCAUCGUUAGUCGUUAUUCAACGUGGAUCGACUAUGUUCUCUUUCCAGAAAUGCGCACCACACCGAACCGAACCGCACUGCAUCACACCGCAAUAAACCACACAGCACCGCACUGUACUACUCCGGACUGCACCGUAUCACACCCCACAGCACCACACUACACAACACCGCACUGUACGUUACUGCACCGCACUGUACCAUACCACACCACACUACACAACACCACAUCGUGCAUCAUGAUACCGUACCGCACUGUACCACACCGCAAACCAAUACACAGCACCGCACUAUACCACACCACACUACACAGCACCGCACGAUACCGCACCGCACUGUACCACACCACACUGCACAGCGCCGUACAGCACGAUACCGUAUCGCACUGUACCACACCGCACCACACUACACAGCACUGCACGAUACCGCACCGCACUAUACCACACCACACUACACAGCACCGCACGAUACCGCACCGCACUGUACCACACCACACUACACAGCACGACACCGUACCGCACUGCACCACACCGAACCGCAGUACACAGCACCACAUGGUACCGCACCGCACUAUACCAUACUACACAGCACUACACAGCACUACACCGUACCGCACUGCACCAUACUGA
Molecule: messenger RNA, 651 nt
Organism: Gigantopelta aegis
Lineage: Eukaryota; Metazoa; Mollusca; Gastropoda; Neomphalida; Peltospiridae
Exons: 2
Coding region: 1-651 (216 amino acids)
Source: RefSeq, a predicted model, not a curated record